AUGUCCCCUUCACUUCUCUCUCUUGCCCUCCUGGUGUGGGCUCUACCCGUCCAAGUCCACAGUAUCCCCCACCAGCCCCCUCAGAACGGCAACUUUUACCCUCCGAAACUACCGCCAGCGCCAUGCGGCGAUUUAGCCUCGACAGUGACAGUUACUGCUUCAUCAGUAGAGACAGUUACGAUCACAUCCUCAACUUUGUCCUUCCCCUCGCCCUCAUCUUUGCAGAAGGCAGUGGUGACGGUUACUGUCACCGAAGCUGGACUUCGCGUACCGCCUUUUGCAGUAUGGUCUCAGCCGGCUGAGAUCCAGACGAUCCAAACUGUUACGGUUACCGCUUAUCCUGGUCCUCAACAGCAACCGCAGGGGCAACCGCAACCCAGCUGGGGACCUGACGCCGGGGCUGGGGUUGGGUGGGAUCAUGAACUCCCUAACCAUGACGACGAAGAUCCAGCUUGGGGACCGGAUAGGGGUCCGCUGGUUCAAACAGUAACUGUGACUGAGCCCGCUGGUUCAGCAUCAGCCCCUGCGUCAACGAUGGAUUCGAUUUCGGUGGUUACUGUCACUCGGCCAGCACCUGUCUUCAACCACCCCCACAAUGGUAAUGGUUGGCCCCAUCUGGAAGAUGGGUGGAGGUAUUCGGACUGGGCGUCUCAUCCCAAGCCUAGUAUUAGUGUUAUUGGGGAUGGACUGAGUUUGGACACGGUAACUGUUACCAUGUCUGGUGGUGCAACCACGUCUACGACACCUUCGGAUCCCUGGGCUGAGCACAGCGUUCCGCCUACUUGGCCCAAGCCUCAAUGGCCUCAUUUCGACCCUCAUCCUCAUCCGCCUUAUCACCCUGAUCCAAGGCCGAAUUGGCAGCCGAACACGACUGUCACUGUUCCUGUGGAGGUGGAGAGCGAGUCACUUCCGUAUCACAGCUGGGGCAUGGGCAAGGGAUGGGGCAAUCCUUGGAACUGGGGAAAUAGGAAUCAAGAAGAUCCCGACGAAGCCCAGAAGAUCACUAGUAAUGAGGGACAAGAGAAGAACAAUGACUCUGACUCUGACUCUGACUCCGGGAAGGAGGACCAACAGAAAGAGAACAAAAAGGAGGGGGGAACCCUCCUAGAUAUAGACCUUGACCUUGAUCUCGACCUUGGUCUUGGCCUUGACCUUGGCCUUGAACUUAACCUUGGUUGA
Molecule: messenger RNA, 1179 nt
Organism: Neurospora tetrasperma FGSC 2508
Lineage: Eukaryota; Fungi; Ascomycota; Sordariomycetes; Sordariales; Sordariaceae
Exons: 3
Coding region: 1-1179 (392 amino acids)
Source: RefSeq, a predicted model, not a curated record